Messenger RNA from Corythoichthys intestinalis (scribbled pipefish), 2704 nucleotides. It is a transcript of the gene esrra, whose product is annotated as estrogen-related receptor alpha. Bases 526 to 1827 code for a protein of 433 amino acids. NCBI's taxonomy places the organism in Eukaryota, Metazoa, Chordata, Actinopteri, Syngnathiformes, Syngnathidae. Gene Ontology annotation, cellular component: nucleus; chromatin. Gene Ontology annotation, molecular function: steroid binding; nuclear receptor activity; estrogen response element binding. The transcript has 7 exons. Gene Ontology annotation, biological process: regulation of transcription by RNA polymerase II; nuclear receptor-mediated steroid hormone signaling pathway. The record is from RefSeq and is a predicted model, not a curated record.
AAACUAAUAUGUGUAAUAAGCGCCGAAUAUGUAUAAUCCUUGCUAAAUCUUCCUCAUGGAACCUGCAGAUGCAUGUGUUGACUUUCUGUGUUUCUGUGUUGAAUUCGGAAUUGGUCUCAAAAUCAUGAAAUUCCAAGUGUAUCAAAUAUGAUACGUUUGGCUAUAAAGGGGUAGGUAAAUCAGUAAUACAUAGGACGGUAAUGUCGCUAGAAAUCAUAUAGUACAGUACAACGCUAUGUAAAAUUACAUAAGUGAACAAAUGGCAUCCUUUAUUUUGAGGAUAAUUUACUGUAUUGACUACGUUUUAAUGUUUAAUAACUGUGUCACGCUAUAUACUCGGAAAGUACUCGUAAAUGUUGGUUAAGCAAACAGCUGUUUAGCUGGGUGAGGUAGCAGCUAGUAGCUUGGCCCUUAGCAACACUCGGGUAGCAGGCAGCCGGGAUACAGCUUUUCACUCUUACCUGGAUUUUAUUGACACGCAGCCGGGAGACAGAAGUGCUACACGAGUCUCCCCUAUAAGAUAUCAUGUCUUCCAGGGAUCGCCGGUCAGAUGUUUAUAUCAAGGCAGAACCGAGCAGUCCAGAGGGAGGUGGUGGAGGUCGGACCAGCCCUGGGGGAGCGUCCUCAGACUCCUCUCAAAGUGGAGGUGGAGAAACCAGAGGAGACGGUGCUAAACGCUAUUCGCCACCGCUUUAUACACCAGCCUUGCGUUGCCACUUCAAAGACGAGAGCGGAGACGGAGCCGACGAGGGAUCAACUGGAAACGGAGCCGGGCGGUGCAAGUAUGCCCUGAGCACGUUACCCAAGAGGCUGUGUUUGGUCUGUGGGGAUGUGGCUUCAGGCUACCACUAUGGCGUGGCUUCAUGUGAAGCCUGCAAAGCGUUCUUCAAGAGGACCAUCCAAGGUAAUAUUGAAUAUAGCUGUCCUGCAUCAAAUGAGUGCGAGAUCACCAAAAGGCGCAGAAAGGCUUGCCAGGCAUGUCGCUUCACCAAGUGCCUCAAAGUGGGCAUGUUGAAAGAGGGUGUUCGUCUUGACCGGGUCCGAGGUGGGCGACAGAAGUACAAAAGACGCCCUGAAGUUGAGAAUGCAACAUACCAGAGUGUCCCCCUAUCACUGACUAAGGAAAACGAAAAGGGUUCCUGCAACAUCAUCGUGUCUCACCUGCUAGUUGCAGAGCCAGAAAAGUUAUUUGCAAUGCCAGACCCCCUCCAGCCCGACACAGCCCAGCGCACACUUACAACCCUUUGUGACCUUGCUGACCGUGAGCUGGUUGUCAUCAUUGGCUGGGCCAAACACAUUCCAGGCUUCUUGUCUCUGUCGCUAGCAGACCAGAUGUCUGUGCUACAGUCCGUUUGGCUUGAGGUGCUGGUGCUGGGUGUAGCGUACCGUUCGCUUGGCUGUGAAGACGAAGUCGUCUUCGCUGAGGAUUUUGUCCUUGAUGAAGAAAUGUCUCGUGUUGCUGGCCUAACGGAGCUAAAUGCAGCAAUCAGUCAACUAGCCCGACGUUUCCGUGCCCUGAAUGUGGACCGAGAAGAGUUUGUCAUGCUGAAAGCCAUCGCGCUGACUAACUCAGAUUCCGUUUACAUAGAGGACAUGGAAGCAGUGCAGAAGCUACGGGACCUCCUUCACCAGGCUUUACUGGAGCUGGAGUGUCAGCGACGCCACGACGAUCCCCAGCGAGCCGGUCGUCUCCUUUUAACGCUGCCACUUCUCCGACAGACCGCCGGUCGGGCUCUGACUACUUUCUACAGCAUCAAGACCCGUGGUGGUAUACCCAUGCACAAACUAUUCUUGGAGAUGCUGGAAGCUAUGAUGGACUCUCCCUAGAGUGGAGCAGCGAACAUAGGAUGACGUAUAGACUCGACUGAUCUAGUCUUUAUGAGUGGGUAAAUUGUUUGUCAUAAAGGAAAUGUUUUAUUAGAGGAGAAAAGGGAUACUUCUCCAUUGUAGCUGACGUGAGGUGAGAGACAGUUUAAAAAAAAUAAAAAUAAAGACCUUGCCAGCUAUAAAGUUAGUCGUCAAGCUUCAGUAAGCACUGUCAAGAUCCAUAUUUGUGUGGACAAAAAUCUGAGAAGUGAUACAACCAGUUUGCCAAGUUCCUCGCAGUGGCCUCCAUACAAUUUCAUCGCAGUUGCAAAACCACUGGAAAACAUGGAAGUCGUCAAGAACAGACUGCAGCCUUGCGGCUUUUGAACUUUGAAGCUAAUGCAACAGUGACUCAUGUAAGCCAUAACAUAUCCGGCCAAGACUUGAGGGUCCACUUUAGUACACAGGGUGCAUUACUGUAACUAUAGUAUAGUGCCGUUGUAGGCAGGUUUUUUUUUUAAUUAAUUUUUGGUAGGACUUACUCGCAAUAGGCUAAAAGCAAUAUAAUGACUUACUGUUCAUCAUCCUUAAAAGCUGUUCACGUGUUAAGUUCCUUCAUAGUUAGUCAUGAGCUGGUAGUUUUCCACUCUCAGGACCCCAAGUUCUUUGUUUUAUUUCAGCCAUAGACUGGUCUGGACCUGCUAAGAGAAAGCUGUCAGAUUGUGGGAAGGUUUCAAUGUAUCAGCACUAAUUUUAAGUAUAUAAUCUAGGAAAGGUGCACCUGAAAUGUGUGGCCGUAAAAUCCUCCGCUGUUAUGACUCAGAGGGGAAUUAACGCUCAUAAUUUAUGAGGUUUUUGUUAAUCCUGUUUGCACACUAAAAAUGGCUUCCAUUUGCAA